AUGGCCCAGCAUGUCACCAACGAGUAUAAUCAACCUCUUCAUAACCUUCUUGAAUGGUGGAAGAACAAUCGCAAACCAAUAAGGCUUAGGUCAAUCCACAUGUUGCAGCUCUUGAUUUCUUUCCCGUCUCCGGGUCGUUCGGUUAAAAAGAAAAGAAUAGACCGCAGAGUGAUCGACGGAGGGAGAAAUCGGAUGGCGACUUGUUGGCACGAUUUUAUAGCCGAGAGAAAGAAAGUGGAGGAAGGAGAGACGGACGGUGGAGGAAGUGUUUCCCGGCACCGAGAGAGAGAGACGGCGACGGAGGUUAGAGAGAAGAUGAAGAGUGGUUCAACUGCUUGA
This is a messenger RNA of Dovyalis caffra, 339 nucleotides long. The record is from the annotation of a GenBank genome assembly. Lineage: Eukaryota; Viridiplantae; Streptophyta; Magnoliopsida; Malpighiales; Salicaceae.